UGUGUGCAAGGCUGCGGAAACCCUGUCGACACCUAAUUUCCACAAAGUCUCGCCUGCGUAGCAAUUCAUUCCAUCCCAAAUCACUGUUCCCCCGGGAUACCAUCCGCAUGUUAUCGCGAUUUUGACCUAGAAUUUGCAUCGGGCCGGCAUCAGCACGCCUUAGCGCUUACAUUACUGUUGAAGCAACUGCAGCACGCAACACUCUCCUAUUCUCCCACCCAAGGAUGCCUGUCGUUGGUCUGACUUCUCCACUCCAAAUAUCGAACCACCAGCUCCCAGACAUCGUCUGUGGUCUUGAGGAUGCCUGUUUGGGUAUAGAUAUUGGCAGCCAUAGCACGCGCGUCUGUAUCUGGAGAAUGCGCACGAAGGCGGAAAUCGUUGUCGAGAACCCACAUUACUAUGGCGUCGGGCGCUGUUAUACGCCCUGUGAGUUUCCGUCAGCCCUCUACGUCUUUGACGAUAUCUCUCAGAAGGUCUAUCUUCCCGACGAAGAAGACCCGGGCCGGCAAUGGGUGUCGGCAAAGUAUGUCUUCUAUCCCCUCGCAAACGUCUCAGACGCACUGCUGGAGCAAUAUCCUUUGGUCCACCACCUCAUGGAGAAAAAAGACGAGCCAGAGUUCGGUCGCCAGCUCCGCAGAGGCAUGAUCGCAUUGCUCUCUGUCCUCCGAGACGCUGCCGACGCCGUCUGUCGCGAACAUGGGCUUCUCAUCGUCAAGAUCGGCCUUACUAUACCGGUGCAGUGGGGUCUCGAGUUUGAGGAUGUCUACCGUGACCUUGUCAUGGAAGUGUUUGACAUAGAGGUUGAGCGAAUCUACUUCUUUACGGAGACAGAGGCUUUAUCGAGAUACCUAUACAAGUUCCACAGACACAGGCUUGAUCCAAACGACCAACACAAUGCGAUUCUGUUUUUUGACUUUGGAGGUCAUAACAUGAACGGUUGUCUCUUCGGCAUUGCUCGGGAUCAGGACCGUCCGGAUGGGAAUGGCUUUUUCAGAGUCGGGGGCUCCUUUGGUGCUGGCGGCGGAUCCGAGCAAUGGGAACACCACGUUGACGAAUUCGUUUCCGAUCAGUACUUCCAACAGACCGGCGUUCCUCCGCCUCCGCAUGAGCGUGAGCACUUCCUCUCCAUGUUUCGGAAUCAGAAGGGAAAGCAGACAGACUCGCGCAAAGCGAUCAGCGUCAGUUUCACCCUUCCCGACUACGCGGGUACCUGGCGAGCCACCUUGACCCUGGAGGACAUCAGCCAGGCCUGGGAGAAGGGUCUCCGUGGCCCGCUUCGUACUGCCAAACGUGAGAUAUCACGCCUUGCCGAAAAAAUGAGACAGGGGAUGGUGUCAAGGCCUCUUGUCGUCGUUUCGGGCGGCACAGUCCGCAACCCGGCUGUAAAAUCACAAAUGCUAGCCCUGUGCAACGCGAAAGAUAUUCCCGUGGUUUUCACCGAUGAAUUCAAUGUCCGCAUCACAUUUGACUCGGCCAAGGUCGCAAAAGCCGCAGCGUACGUCGUUAGCGAAACCCUUACAGUCGAGCAGUUCUUUCGCCGUGGGGCUGCCAUUGGGUUGCAAAUGCGACAGGCCCGAAAACAGGGUGAACCGAAGACGGAAUUCAGGGACUGGGAUGACUCGGGAAAUUUGUUGCUGGACACUAAUGGCCAGCACACUACCCGGAUCUCCGUAAGACGCGGUGACGAGUUCCGCCUCAUCUGCGACCCCUUUUUCGCAAGACUACCCAAUGACCAACAACAGCGCGUCGCGGCAAACAGGACGUACGACCUCGUCUACCUGGGCAAGCGGAGACGAGGGUCUUGGCUUUUCCGCCUCUCGCUGCAUGGGUCCGGCGACGAGAUGGAACUCAAGCUCGAGCAAUACUACAGCAAGAGAAUACGCAAGAGAAGACGCAUGCGUCUCAGAGAAGUAAACACCCUGUCUCUACCCCUCUACCUCGAUGGAAACAGUAGCUGCAUCCAGAUCGGCGAUAGGAGUCGCGCCAUUUCGGAAGUCGGGCUCGAUCUCCCGCCGCAGCCUCACGACUUGGGGGAGAUAGUGGCAGAUAAUUCCGACGGACAAGGUUCCGACACGGGCUCGGACUAGGAUGCCAGCCAGUGCGCAAUGAGCGAAGAUAGAAAACGAGGAUGUGUACAUCGUGAGGAAGGGUGGGAGGUGUAGGGUUCAAGCCGACCUACCGCAUUGGGGCUGGUGGGGCAAGGAGGCCUAUUCUGGUUGGCUAGCGUGUGGGUGGCGCCCACUUACCUUCUCACGGCGCAGACGGGCAUGUUGGAUCUUCUCCUUCUUCCUUUCCUUAGCUUUCGAUUAGAAGAAUCUGUGAGAGGCGAGUGGCAUCUAGGCCAGGCACGUGGCACU
Molecule: messenger RNA, 2357 nt
Organism: Chaetomium strumarium
Lineage: Eukaryota; Fungi; Ascomycota; Sordariomycetes; Sordariales; Chaetomiaceae
Exons: 6
Coding region: 225-2087 (620 amino acids)
Source: RefSeq, a predicted model, not a curated record